CUCAAUUGAAUUAUGAUAGUUGUAUAAAACCAUUCUAAUUACGUAUUUGGGCAAAGUAUACUGAUAAUGAAAUUUUUUAGGUAAAACCAUAAAAUAGUCGCGAAAUAAUUUAUUUGUUCCACGCGUGACGCGCCUCCAUCGCCUCGUUCUUGUUGGAAUGGAUCAAGUUACAAAAGGUUGAGUUUUUUUUUAUUUUAUAAAUGGAUGCAGUGCAUCUCAGCUUUCAUUCACAACCAAAUGAGACUCAGAAAGUCCUUGACAAUCAUACGGGAGGAAAUGACCUAAACCAGAAUCAGAAAACUGGCACAUCAGGAAAGCCCAAAGCAAGAGUAUGCCCCCUACUAGCCAACUAGUCCCCGCAUUUGUUCCCCUCUCUGUAAAUGGGCUAUCGAGACUAACCUAUCUAGAGUAAGAAGAUCCUUGAAGCGAUCAAUAAUAGCGGUCUGGUGAUGAUCCGGCGCCUCACUACUCUGUAGUAGCUGAAUCGUACAUUUGGAAUCAAGUUCCAUGCGAACUCGUUGGUGACCGGUAUCCCAAACUAACCGAAGUCCUUCAACAGCGCCUCUCAAUUCUGCUCGGGUGAUAGAACAAAUCUCCAAGUUAAUAGCAAAAACGCUGUAGUGUAGCAUCCUGUAUGAUCUCGAAUCAGGCCACCUGCCACGACGUGACUUGAGUCAGGACGGACGAAAUCAUCUGAAUUGAGAGUGAUUUACAGGAGGCGGCUUCCAAUAUUUCCGGCCGAAUGUGCAUUUUUCAUGUUAUUAGGAUUUAUAAAUAAAUAACCGAAGAGUAUAAUUGACGAAUAAAUAGCACAAAAGAGGAUCUGGUUUCCAUUGUUUUUCUUUUGGCCAAAGGUUGACCAUAUUUCCGACCGAAAAUCUAAUUUCCCAAACAUCUCGGGCUACAAUACCACGCUUCCGAAUUUAAUAUCACGAGAGAAAAAGGAGAAAAAUGCAAAAUCUUUUACGAGUUGCCAAACCAGAAAACAACGGCCACCACAAUUUCUUUGCAAAUUCCCCUUUCUUUCUUCCGCUCUACAGCUGAGCUUCCAGCUCAUCCUUUUCUUCCCAAUCCGAAGCGCAUUUCUUCUCCAACUGCCAGACGCGAUCCUAAUCAUCUAUCUCCUUCCAUUUCUACCUUCCUUCCUUCCGCCUUCCUCCGUCCCUCCAACCACCGCCACCACGACGCCCGAGCUGUACCCAUUAGGGCUUUCGCCGUUCCUUCUUCCCCUCUGAUUGCUCGAAACAGGAAAUUUCCAACUCGCCGAUUGGAGUUUGUUCACUCUUGUGAUGCGGAUCAAUUUGGGGUUCUAAUUGGGGGUUCCUAAAUGUUGAGCUAUUGCUGCUCUCAGUCCCUUUCUCAGCGGCCGAGUCUCGUCCCUUCCUUUUCCAGGCAGUUUAGGGCUCUUAAUCGCCCUGGGUCCUCGUCUCUUUCGGCCAGGAAUCCCCGGAUCCUUGAACCCAAUUCCAAGCUUCACAAGAAUAAAUGGAGGAUUUCGUGUUUUAGACAUGAGGAUUUUACCCCUGCGAAUCCCAAGUCUGAUGGCGUUGAGCACUUGCUUCCUGAGGAGCCGCUUAAGCAAGAACCUGAACUCAGUAGUUCUUCUGCUCCGGUUAAAAGGGAUUGGAUAUCGAAUCUUAGAAAGGUGGUUGAUGUGGUGCAAAGGGCAAUUGGAAGUCGGUGGACUGUACCAUGGACUGCAGAGACCAUAAUCCAGGUAAUGCUUCUCUGGGUAGUCACAUUCUGGUUUAUAGGGUCCUGGGUUGUCCCCUUUGCAGCCCAUAUGGCAGGCGUCAACAAGGAAUCCCUAACCUUCAGAGGCCAAGCCUUAUUCAGCCUUAUCACCGAUGCCACAGAAGGUCUCGCUGGUAUAGCAAUCCUCCACCGCUGCCUUUCAAAGUUCCGCCCUCUUUCCUCCGAUUGGUUUCGGUUCACCCCGAGAGGCAACUGGAUGCUCGAUGUCGCCCUUGGAUGCCUUAUGUUUCCCCUAGUCAACCGCCUCUCCCAGUUCAACCUCAGCCUCCUCCCCAUACUACCCUCAACACCUGUCACGCUCUCUAGCGUUGAGCAGUCGAUCGCUGCACGGGAUCCCGUGGCAAUGGCUCUUUAUGCCAUAGUAGUAUCGUUCUGUGCACCCGUGUGGGAGGAGAUUGUAUUUCGAGGCUUCCUCUUGCCGUCAUUGACCAAGUACAUGCCGGUUUGGUGUGCGAUACUGGUGAGCUCGGUCGCAUUUGCCCUGGCCCAUUUUAAUGUGCAGAGGAUGCUACCACUUGUGUUUCUAGGGGUGGUGAUGGGGAUAACUUUUGCACGAUCAAGGAACUUGUUGCCCCCCAUACUCCUGCAUAGCCUGUGGAAUGGUUUCGUGUUCUUAGAUCUGAUGAAGUAGGAUGGUUCUGAGUUUCAUGAUGCUCUUUGCAAAAGGUAUUGAGCAUUUAGCAUUCAUAUUGAUGGCAUAUGAAGAAGGGAAGGGUUUGUUAUCUCGCCACGGAGAAGGGGGUGGUGUCAAGUGAAUGAAGAAGAAGAAGAAGAAGAAGAAGAAGAAGAAGAAGAAGAAGAAGAAGAGGGUGAGAAGGGUGGAGAUUUAUACGACCAACAGCAGCAGAAUGCAAGUAGAAGAAUUUGUAUUAACAGAGGUGGAUGGAUGAUGGAUCCAUACUAUUUGUAGAAGAAGUAGAAGUAGCAGUGCAGAAUGUAUCAUGUCUACAAGCCUGUAAUUAUAAUGGAGACAAUUAAGUUGGGAAAUAUUCAAUGGAAACCCCUGAAAAAAGGGGGGGAAGAUUUAUCCUUUCGAGCUCCAUGACCCUUCCAAAGCUGCGUAAAUGCGUAAUGAUAGAGAGUUCUUCACCGCAACUAAAAAUUCAUGGUUUGCAAAAGUGCAAUAGAGAAAACUAGUAAAAGGUUGUCAGAAGUGGGAUUUGAACCCACGCCCUCUUUCGAAGACCAGAACUUGAGUCUGGCGCCUUAGACCACUCGGCCAUCCUGACUGUUUGUUAAAUUUUCGUUAAUUUUAUAUAUUAUUAACUUAAUUUGUUUUGUGUGUGUGUUAACAGCCACUAGAACUGUAAUUAUAAUUUACAUCUAGUGGUGAGAGGUGUUUUUUUCAAUAAUGGUUUUCUGUAUUAUGCAUGCACCUUGUAAAACCUAGGGAUGUAAAAAAAAAAAAAAAUGCAAACAAUUGGGUAUUGUCCAAAUAUAUGGCUCAAGUAGUGUUUUUUUUGGCUAAUGUAUUUCCAACUGUUUAGCUUGGUCUAAAUUAGACUAAUGAUAUCGAGUAAAAAAUAUGUUACUCAACCCUAAUUUUGGUCUUUGUUUUCCUUUGUGAAGAAAUAAACAAAAAUGUGUAAAUAUUAAACACUAACACUUAAUACGGGUAUGAGAUGAGAAUAGUUUACGAGAUUAUCAUUAUUGAUUUUUUUUUGUACAAUCAUCUGGAACCAAGCAAAUUAUCAAAAUUGGACCUAAUCCAAAUCCACCCAAACCCAAAUGAGUUCACCAUUAUUAGUUAAUUUUAAUUUUUAGUGUUUUAUCUCUAUAUAGCUAUUCAACAUAAGUCUCUUACUCAUGCGGACAUAAAUGUAUCAUUUUUCUUACGGCAUGGAGUAUCAUUAAUUUAAUGAUGAGAAUUUUAUUACAAGAGUGAUAUGUAUUUGUUCUUUUAUAUUAGCUACUAUAUGAAAAAUUCGAAUCUGGAAUCACUAUAUUCAAAAUCAAUAGUAAUACUAAUACAAGUACAAUACUAUUAAGGUUUGCUUAAUAGUUAGACCUGUGAAACCCGGCUACAAUAAUGCAAGUAGAAGCUGCUGAUCAUGAGUUGCUUUCUGGCGCCUGCCUGCGCCCGCUCAGUCCAGUCUUCCUCCAUGCCGAUUUCACGUGCUUUCCGAUAUACGGCCAAGCUACCGCCGCCCGGCCUUACUCCUUAAAAUUUUCCUUUUCUUCUUUUGUCAGGCAACUUCCCGCAACUUGAUACCCUAAUUAACAAGUUGGCUGCUGAACUUUCACCACAAAUUACCCCUCCAAAAUGCUCUGAUUAACUAAAAACCAUUCCUAUUUGUCAAACCAUAUUCGUUGUUCUAACUCAGAGUUACGUUGAUGGGGGAAGUUUAGGUUAUGAAACUUGUAUACUUCACUUAAGUACUUAUACGAAGGUGUCACAAUUCGCGACAACCUCACUCACAUUUUGCAUUUAUAUCUUGGAUUAUUCAUAUUGAAGUUGUAAGGAUUCGAACACACCAGGUAUCGUACAUAAAUAUCCUUAGAGAAAACGAAUUGGGUGGUGCAUGAAUCGGUUAAUUAACCACAGUUACUGAAUUCCAGUCUGCUACGUACCUAGCUAAGCUUGCACAUAGAGCAGAAUCAAAUUGGUUGGGAAAA
Messenger RNA from Linum trigynum, 4371 nucleotides. NCBI's taxonomy places the organism in Eukaryota, Viridiplantae, Streptophyta, Magnoliopsida, Malpighiales, Linaceae. The record is from the annotation of a GenBank genome assembly.